Momordica charantia (bitter melon) is the source of this 2028-nucleotide messenger RNA. RefSeq names its product NAC domain containing protein 85 (gene NAC085). Gene Ontology annotation, molecular function: transcription cis-regulatory region binding; DNA-binding transcription factor activity. The record is from RefSeq and is a predicted model, not a curated record. Gene Ontology annotation, biological process: regulation of DNA-templated transcription. Gene Ontology annotation, cellular component: nucleus. NCBI's taxonomy places the organism in Eukaryota, Viridiplantae, Streptophyta, Magnoliopsida, Cucurbitales, Cucurbitaceae.
UUCGUCUUCCAUACCUCAGGCUCGGCCCCAGCUUCCGUCAACGUUGGGGCCCACAACGCAUUAACAUUCUUGCGUUCGUUCACAGGUCACACAUCUCUUCCGAACCUGGGGUCUGGUUUACGAGCCUCCACCGAGCCCGGGGCCUAAUUUUCCCGCUCACACUGCCACAGUUGGGACUCGGGAUUGCACUCUUCCUUUGUCUUACAUUACUUACUCCUUCACUAAAACUUAGCGAAGUCAUAGUGACCAAAACCAAAAGCCAAACCUCCUAUUUCUCUUCCCCUUCUCUCUGAAAUGCGCUUCUUCUUCUAUUUCUGAUCAUCUUCAGCUCAGCUCUUGAAGAACAUGGGAAGGUCUUGGAUUUUCGAUAGUCGAACGAUUGCAAGAAAAGUCAGAAACAUCAGUCAAUGUUCUUCACAAGUAAUUAAAGAUUGUGAUGCGAAACGAGAAUGUCCAAACUGUCACUUUAUUAUUGAUAAUACAGAUGUUUCUCCUGAAUGGCCUGGAUUGCCUGCUGGUGUUAAGUUUGAUCCAACUGAUGAAGAAAUAAUGGAUCACUUAGCGGCAAAGUGUGCUGAUGGAAACUUAAAGCCGCAUGCCUUAAUUGAUGAAUUCAUCCCCACACUAGAAACAGACCAGGGAAUCUGCUACACUCAUCCAGAAAAUCUCCCCGGUGUUAGAAAAGAUGGGAAUGAUGCCCAUUUCUUUCACAAAACAAGCAAUGCAUAUGCUUCAGGUCAAAGGAAGCGCCGUAAGAUCGAAACUGAACAUAGUUCAAGCAUUGAACAUUUCCGCUGGCAUAAGACAGGUAAGAACAAAGCUGUGAUAGAAAAUGGUGUUCAUAAGGGAUGGAAGAAGAUCUUCUCUCUGUAUCGAAGUUCGAAGAAAGGCUCAAAGCCCGAAAAAUCUAACUGGGUGAUACAUCAAUAUCAUUUGGGAACUGAAGAAGAUGAGAAGGAAGGCGAAUACGUUGUGUCGAAGAUUUCUUAUCAACAGCCAAAGCAAUCCAGUAAGAGCAGUGAUAAUGUGCUCAUUGAGGAUUUUGAUGCCACACCCCAUCGAACUAGUCCUAGAACUCCCAUGUCGAAUCCUCCGGUUCCGCCUCGACCUGGAAAAUCUUAUUCCUUCAAUGCUGUUGCUGCCAAUGCUCUGCCUCAGUCAUUUGCAAAAGAAGAGGAGUCGACUCCGGAGGCAUCUCAUGCUUCUUGUCCUAAUAUUUCAUCGGAGAAUGAUAUGGGAUACUUGGCAUGGUUGGCCGGAGAAUCCCAGGAUAUAGAUGAUGCUGAAUUACAUUUCCUUGAAGACAACUUAUUGUGCAAUGAAGUCAUGGAUUCUGGUGCUUUUCUAAGUAGCAGCCAACUGAAUCAAAUCUCUUUCCCUCUCUCCAAUAGCAGCACUUGCCACGAGAUUGUGAAUGGUAACGUUCCGUGCGGAAUUGCAGACCUCGAGAACCUCGAAUUGGAUACUCCACCUGAUUUCCAUCUUGCUGACCUGCAGUUUGGUUCUCAGGAGAGCAUUUUCGACUGGAUCGACAGGAUAUGAAGUGAAUAUUGAACCGAAAUCCCAUGAAAAUAACAUGGCAUUUCGUGGUAAAACUCUUCGCAGCCAUUUGGCUUUGAAUGUCAUGGCAUUUCGCCCUUUGCAAGCCAUCUGAAUUUCGAAAUUCCGAGGCAUGUUACGACUUACACCCAUAUCUAUCAGUUAUUUCGAACUGUCAGGUUAUCAAAAUCAAAAAACAGGCGGAGAGCAACAGACCCCGUGAUCAAGCUGGUUCUUGCUCAAAUUUUGUGUUAGGUGCACCAUGAAGGUGCUUGAAGGUUAGUUCAUGUUUUUGAGAUGGGUGGCUGGGAAAAUGUGGAAACUGAUGAUCUACUAUUUGGUUUUGGAUGUACUUAAUAUCUUCUGUGAUUACUGGUUUGAAAAAGUGUAGAGCUGGUGAUGCAUUUUGAGAAGAUGCAUGCAUGCAGUCGGUGACAUUCAUCUUUUGGCUAACUUUAAUCACACUUUGUAUAAGAAAUGUGUGGUAUU